CAGAUACCAUCCAAUCCCCCAGACCAUCCACCCCACCAGACAAAACAAUAAACAACAUGAUAUCUGCUUUUAUCUUACAUUUCCUGUGCUUUCAAAUCUUCACGGUGGCUGCCGGUACCAAUACUGUGAAUGACUUUCAAUUUCAUAUGCCGAAAGGCUCUCAGCUCCAACCUCCAGUCGGCUUGAAAUUAAAAUUUCUAGCGCUCGGAAACGGUACUCAAAAUUACAUGUGCAAGAAGGAUCCGGCCUCUGGAAAUGCUCUCACUUGGAUGCCUCACGGAGCAGAUGCUACCUUGUUUGACAUAUCCAAGGACAGCUCGAAAGCCGCCAGCCUAGCAACCGAUGUAAUGAGGGGUGGAAAGAAUCAUCAAGCUAAACCUAACUUGAAGGCAUACCCAGUCCUGGGCAAGCACUUCUUCACCCCGACUAAGCCAGACAUGACCCUUAUGCCGACUUUUGAGAUCAACCAUAUGAAAAUUAUCUUGAGGAAGGCCCGGUUUUUCCCAUCCCCACUCAAUUCGAAACGCAAUGUUGACUGGCUUCAACUCAACACCAUCCAAGGAAACUUCGCUACAAGGGUUUACAGGACUUAUACGCGUGGCGGAAAGGUUCCUGCUCCUCAGUGCAACACAGUAAACCAAAUAAUCAAGGAGCCAUACGCUGCUAUCUACUCCUUCUGGGCUUAGUUAUAUUUGAGGGUCUUCUUGAAGAUCAAUCACCCUCUCUCCUAUUUUUUU
This is a messenger RNA of Puccinia graminis f. sp. tritici CRL 75-36-700-3, 737 nucleotides long. RefSeq lists its product as uncharacterized. The record is from RefSeq and is a predicted model, not a curated record. The coding region runs from base 57 to 686 and encodes 209 amino acids. NCBI's taxonomy places the organism in Eukaryota, Fungi, Basidiomycota, Pucciniomycetes, Pucciniales, Pucciniaceae. The transcript is spliced from 3 exons.